AUGCAUAAACGACCCAAAAAUUAUCGAUAUUUCAAAAAGAUCAUUCAACGGAGACCAUUUGUCUUAACUCUAGUAUUCGGAUUUUCUAUGUUUCUCAUAUUCCUUCGUUUGGUGUCUAAUAAAGAUAACUUCUCUGAAGUCUUAAACAGCUGCCAAUGUAAAUCAGCCGACAGAUUCUAUGAUUUCUGCUAUCGGAUUUUUCGAAAUGCCACCUCAAUCGGAAAGAAAUUCAAUUGUGAUUUGGUGAACACCUUGGGACGUUUAGAUCUCCUAGAAGCUCCUCAAGAAGCCUUUAAUGUUUCUGAAGCAAUAAGAAACGAGAGUCACGUGGUCUUUGUAUCCGUCACUUCAGAUGACUACUUCAAUUUUAGCAUGAGCUCUUUGAAAUGUGUUCGAGAAUUUUAUCCGGACCAUAAAUUUAUACUUUAUGGCCUAGAUUUGAGUUCAAACUAUACUAUCCCGGACAAUCCGAACUUUGAGUUCCGACGAUUCGAUACUACACCCUAUCCAAAAUUUGUGGAUGAUUUGAAGAUUGUGCAAUUGAAAGGAUUGAUUCUGGCAGAAGUGAUUAGAGAUUAUCCAAUUCUUUUCUGGAUAGAUUCCAAUAUUGCAAUGAGGAAACCAAAUGUUAUAAAAAAUUUGUUUGACGAGAUAUCGGAGUACAGAACAUCCGAAGAUUAUUCUCCAUUGACUUCAUUAUCAGUGACGGAUAAUAAAAAUCCAGCAGUUGUAAAUCCAGCCCUCAUACAAUUUUUCCCUUCAAGCUCUGUUGACGUCAACAAAGUUAAGUUCGAAACGUUUUUCAUAGUCAAAACAAAAUACACUUGGAAACUUUUGAAAUGGUGGGUUCUAUGCUCACUAACCGAAGAAUGCAUCAAGUCGUCUGGAAGUCGGGAUACGGUUCUGAACGUUUUAUUACUCAACGAUUUCCAAGAGACCAAAAAAAAUUAUAUGAAAAACAAUAUAACAGGAUAUCUUAUUAUCUCUAUCCUCGACCUUCUGGAUUUCUUUAGAGAUACCCAUCUAAUUAUGGUUUUUAAUAGUGUCGUAGGUUAUCGCUUCCGUUCAUUCUUCCCGAUCCUCCAAACCACACCCAAAAGCACUUUGUAUAUAAAAAUGAUGAUAUCCUAUAUUUGUACAAAACCAAUACCCAACAUCGACGAACUAGACGAGUUGUAUACUCACUCGGAUUGCAUGUGUACUUCUAAUAAAACUGGGAAAUCUUAUAAUUUUUGUUAUCCGGACCCUCAUAAACCAGGAACAUAUGGAGUGAAGUUCAAUUGCUCGUUUGUGGACACUAUGAAAGAUUUAAAACUAAUUGGAGACGCUGACAAUCUCAUAAGCCUCUCUGAUUCUAUCAAAAACGAAGACGACGUUGUCUUUGUAUCUGCUGCCUCUGAAGAUCAUCUCGACGACGCUAUGAAAUCUUUAGCAUCAAUCCGAGAAUACUAUCUAUACAACAAAUAUGUACUUUUUGGUCUCAAUAUCAGCUCAAAAGGCAUCGACUUGCUCCCAACAGAUCCUAAUUUCGAAUUCUGUCAAUUCAAUGCCACGCCGUAUCCAGAAUAUGUGACAAACUGGAAACGAUAUCAUUUCAAGGGAUUAGUGAUGGCAAAAGCCAUGAGAGAUUUUCCAAUAAUUUGGUGGAUCGAUGCUCACAGUGUGAUGGUUGACUCGGAUAACUGCUCCACUAUUUUCCAACUGAAUCAUUUGAUCUACUCGAAAGUGAUUAUCAAGUCGGGACCACAUUACUGUUUGUGCCAAAGACAAAGUAUUCGAGGAAAAUUGUGGACGCUAUGCUCUCUUACUGAUGAAUGCAUCAAUCCACCCGGUGCUCAAUUAAAAUGUACAUUUGAUAGAAACCAUUUCGAUUGGUGGGCAGGUUGUUACAGAUACGAUCAAUCCGUAUUCAAUAUAUUGGUACUGAACGACUACCAGAAUUAUCGCAAAUUCUUCAUGGGAAACAUGGAAAAAUCUUUUCGCAGGCUUUACUGA
Molecule: messenger RNA, 1995 nt
Organism: Caenorhabditis briggsae
Lineage: Eukaryota; Metazoa; Nematoda; Chromadorea; Rhabditida; Rhabditidae
Exons: 11
Coding region: 1-1995 (664 amino acids)
Source: RefSeq, a predicted model, not a curated record